Racocetra persica is the source of this 1268-nucleotide messenger RNA. The record is from the annotation of a GenBank genome assembly. NCBI's taxonomy places the organism in Eukaryota, Fungi, Glomeromycota, Glomeromycetes, Diversisporales, Gigasporaceae.
AUGUCUGACAACGUUGCGAGUUCAAGUUCUUUUACGAGUGCUCCUACGGCUAGUCUCCCGACAACUGAAGAAAUUAAUGGAUUAAGUCGAGAUGAGGUUAAAGGAUUUUUGCAAGGGAGGAGAGUUGAAUUGGACCUUGAGGACGAUGAUAUCAAUAUAAUAUAUAAUCAGAGAGUUAAGGGUGAUACCUUUCUUGAUUUUAAUGCCGUAGAUUUUGAAAGAUGGGGAAUACCGGGCGCUCCCGCCAAAAAACUUGAAAGGUUGAUUAAACAAAUUAAAGGAGGUAGAGUAUGUAAAUUCUUUCUCGUCCAGACCAUGCCAUAUUCACCAAUAAUACCGAAUACUUACAUAAUCUUGUGCUUUGCUUUCCUGCUUCUUACCGUCAAACCCGCCAAAAAACACAAUUGCGUUAUCGUAGAGCAAUCCGGUGCUGUCUUAAUUAUGAAACGUCUAAUAUAUAAUCUUGUGCUUUUUUUUACUUUACUACUCCUUACCCUCAAAAAAAAUCCUAAAAACACAAUUCAUGUAGAAGUUAGGAAAAAAAUCACUGAUGUCUUUCCUGGAGGAUUGCCAUACAUGAAACCAGAACCUUUGCUUCGCACUUCUGGUGCGAAUUGGGAGUAUCAACCUGACCCAUCUUUGAAGCAGAUCUUGCGAGAAGCGCUUAAAAAGCAUUAUAAAAAUUUUACUUUAGGGCGUAUUGACAAAAAGUCGGAUCUUCCAAUAUAUCUCUUCCUUUCUGGGGCUGGUACCGGAAAAUCUCGAAACGCUAAUGAAUUCCACCAGACGGCAAUCACAUGUUUGUCAACUCAAGAAGAUAGGGAGCUGUUGACCAGGAUUAAAGAAGCUUGGGUAUUCCAUGUCAGCUAUGAGAAUGGCUUCUCUUUGAAACAAGAAGAAUCCAACCCUUAUCUUGCCAUCGGUACUCGUAUGCUAUUUCAACUUCUCAGAGAGAAGAUGGAUCUUUAUGAAAUUAUCGAGACAUACAACCCACCAAAUCCGAUGGAUGUUGUGAAAUUGAUUGCCAAACACUAUAACCGAGACUUGAAAAGUGCUACCAUCAUUUUGGUUGUUGACGGCAUGCAACAGCUUAUGGAGAACAAAGAUGAUGGUUUAAAGUUAAAUUCUACAUUUUACAAAACCUUGACAUCUUUUGCAGAUCUAGCGUUUAGUGGCACUUUCAUAAUACCCGUUUGUACCUCAACUAUCACUGGACCGAUUGAUGGUACGUUGAGAUAUUCUUCCACAGAACUAAAAAUAGCAUCACG